Messenger RNA from Daldinia caldariorum, 1797 nucleotides. RefSeq names its product NAD(P)-binding protein. Lineage: Eukaryota; Fungi; Ascomycota; Sordariomycetes; Xylariales; Hypoxylaceae. The record is from RefSeq and is a predicted model, not a curated record. The transcript is spliced from 2 exons. Bases 354 to 1415 code for a protein of 353 amino acids.
AAACUAUAAGCACCUCGGGGGUAUAAGCUACAAUGGUUUACUAAUCGUCGCAUUUUCAAUUAAGUAAACUCUCUACGUAAAGUACACUUUACGGAUAAAGCAAGAUUAUAAAGUCAAUUAUAAAUCAACUCUUGGUUCAAGCUCCAACUUCCUCAAAAUAAACCAAUCAAGUAUUUUCUACGCUAUGGCAUUACCACUCCAACAAAACGCAAUGCGCAUCAUCAGCGUUGUAAUUCGUAACAGGAUUGGAUAACCUUACGAAUGAUAGAUUCAACCUCAUAAGCUAGGAGAAUUUAGAACCCGCCAAUACAUACCUAGACCACAAGAUAAUCUCAAUUUUCAAAAAGGCCGAGAUGGCGUCAGGAAAGAAAGUCUUCAUCGUCGGACCGGGUUUCAUCGGCUGGGCCGUGCUCGACCUAUUAGUAAAGGAGAACUACUCCGUGACGGGAUUCGUGAGGAGGCAAGAACACGCGGACCAGCUCACAGCCUCCGGGGCCGCCGAUACGGUCCUCGGCGAUCUCAACGACACGGCGUUGAUUACGAAGCACGCGCUGUCCCACGACGUCGUGAUACACACGGCCACCGCAGACCACCUCCCCAGCGUGGAAGCCAUCUUGGAAGCCGUCCAGCAGCGCGCGGAAAAGGGGCUCAGCACCAUCUUCAUCCACACGUCCGGGACGUCGCUGCUGGACGACGGGGCCGUCGGGGCGUAUAAGGGGGACAAGGUCUUCCGCGACGACGCGCCGGCCGAGAUCAACGCUCUCCCCGACACCGCGCCCCACCGGCGGAUAGACCUCGCGAUCGUCGGGGCGCAGAAGCAGCUCGGCGACAAGGCCAAGAUCGCCAUCAUGAUUCCGCCCACCAUCUACGGGUACAACCCGCGCCACGGCCGGCUGUCGAUCCAGGUCCCGGUCCUGACGCGGUACGCGCUCAAGCACGGGUACGCCGGGCACGUGGGGGCCGGGCGCGCGGUCGAGAGCAACGUGCACGUGAACGACCUGGCGCGGGGGUACGUGGCGCUGCUGCACCACCUGGAAGCGAGCCCCUCCAACAGUCCCUCCGUCCUCGACAACCCGUACUACUUCUGCGAGUCGACGGGGGACGAUGAGCCGAGCUGGCGCGACGUCGCGGCGCUCAUCGGGGCGGAGCUGCACAAGGCGGGCCUCAUCGCGGACCCGGAGCCGCGGACCAUCCCGCCGGAGAACUACGGCGACCUGUUCGGGAGCGGGACGCUUUCCAACCUCGGCCUGAAUAGUCGCAGUCGCGCCGUGAGGCUACGCGCGCUGGGCUGGAGGCCCGUGGAGAAGAGCCUGGCCGAGAGUUUUGUCCAGGACGAGCUCCCGGUGAUUUUGAAGGAGGGUGGGGGUCGGGAUUGGAAGGCUUUGGAUGGGUAUCAUAAGGCGGUUUCUAGUUGAGCGAGGGGCCUGGAUUACCUAAAUUCAGUUACCUAUAAGUAUAAAUUCGAAUUGGUCCCAAUGUCAAGGGGUGUACGUGUGAUAGAGCAUGUAUAAAAAGCCACGAUUUAAGAAUGCAGUUUUGCUAAGAUCUUACACCGAGGGGCGUAGGAAUUUAGGGUGUUGGAUGGAAGGAUUUUUUUUUUAAAAAAAAUGAAAUGAAGCUAUAAAAGAUUAUUCCCAUUAGAUAGCAAGUUCUUAGGCAGUCCUUAGAAUAUUUUCGAUUCAUAAAAGGUUUACAUAGUAGGGUGAUAUUUUGAUUAUUACCCCUUUUUCGCAUACAAACGUUCUCCUUUCUAAAGGAGAUCAGGAGAGUAGGAGAAUCCCCCUCAAAAACAGCCGC